AGAAUUUGUUUAUGAUCAAAAAAAUAAGUUUGUUUGUGUGCUUCGAGUUUGAACUCGCUCUGUCAGAUAUUUCUCUAUCCUUUUGUCUUCCCGUCGUUGCAAACCAAAAAAAAAGAAAAAAGAGAAAGCAGCAGCACAGCCAUGGUUGACGAGCCUCCGGUAAGCAAAGACAAUAAUAGCCCAACUAAACAAAAAGAAAAUGAGAAUAACAAAAAGAAAAAGAAGAAGAAAAAGCGCGGAGGUACGAAGAAGAAGAUGACAGCUGAGCAGAUUUUAGCUUUAAAAGCUGUUACUGAAUGGGUUUAUUUAGAACAUUCUUCUUCGUGUGUGGUUGAUGAUUUUGGUGUGCAAAAGAGUUUGGGAAGAGGUGCGGACAAAAUUGUGUUUGAUUUGCAUUCUCAUUCUAAAUGCAGUGAUGGCUUUUUGUCUCCUUCUAAGCUUGUUGAAAGAGCUCAUGUAAAUGGGGUGAAAGUUCUUUCUUUGACAGAUCAUGACACUAUGGCUGGUGUACCUGAGGCUAUAGAAGCAGCUCGAAGAUUCGGCAUCAAGAUAAUUCCAGGUGUUGAGAUCAGCACAAUUUAUUCUUCAAGCAGCAAUCCUGAAGCAGAUGAGCCAGUCCAUAUUCUUGCAUAUUACAGCAGUUGUGGACCAAAAAACUCUGAUGAACUAGAAAAGUUUUUAGCUAAUAUAAGAGAUGGCCGCUUUCUUCGUGCAAAAAAUAUGAUCUUGAAGCUCAACAAACUCAAGUUACCUCUUAAGUGGGAGCAUGUUGCCAGGAUUGCUGGCAAAGGAGUUGCUCCUGGGAGGCUUCAUGUGGCUAGGGCUAUGGUUGAAGCAGGCCAUGUUGAAAAUCUGAAACAAGCUUUUUCCAAAUAUCUAUAUGAUGGUGGACCUGCUUAUUCUACGGGAAGCGAGCCUCUUGCCGAGGAUGCAAUACAGCUGAUAUGUGAAACAGGGGGUCUUGCAGUGCUGGCUCAUCCAUGGGCAUUGAAGAAUCCCGUUGCCGUCAUCAGAAGGUUGAAAGAUGCUGGCCUUCAUGGGCUGGAAGUCUAUAGAAGUGAUGGAAAACUUGCAGUAUAUAGCGAUCUAGCAGAUCUUAAUGGUCUUUUGAAGGUCGGAGGAUCGGAUUAUCAUGGAAGGGGAGGAAAGAGCGAGUCUGAAGUGGGAAGUGUGAAUCUCCCAACCUUGGCUUUGCACGACUUCCUCAAGUUAGCUCGACCAAUCUGGUGUGAUGCUAUAAGAGACAUACUUGAUAAGUAUGUGAAGGAGCCCACUGAUACUAAUCUCGCUACUAUAGCAAGGUUCGGAAGAGCACGGAUUUUGGAGGGAAAUAACCCCUCGAGUUUGGGAACCGACUUGAUUGAGCGUUGCUUAUCGCUGUGGCUAACGAAUGAAGAGAGACAGAAUGCUGAGUUGGAUGCAAUUAAGCUCAAGUUUUCUCAUAUUUCAGUUGACGAGGCUACAACUCAGGACUGAUAUUUGAUUGUACCAAUCUAUACAAAAUGAUGAUGAGUUUAAAUCUUUGUUGUUUCUGGUUGGGUCUUUGUUAAAAUUAAUAAGGGUAUUGUUUCAGAUUUUUAAAUCUUUUCUGGAAAAACUAAAUCUUUUAAUAUAAUUAUUUAAGGCCUAUUUGAGAUAAA
Messenger RNA from Mercurialis annua (annual mercury), 1640 nucleotides. RefSeq lists its product as uncharacterized. The transcript has 5 exons. The coding region runs from base 142 to 1476 and encodes 444 amino acids. Lineage: Eukaryota; Viridiplantae; Streptophyta; Magnoliopsida; Malpighiales; Euphorbiaceae. Gene Ontology annotation, molecular function: 5'-3' DNA exonuclease activity; 5'-3' RNA exonuclease activity. The record is from RefSeq and is a predicted model, not a curated record.